AUGGAUAUUGAUGUGUUUAAUGCUUGGGAGAGAUCGAGAUUUGAAGAUGAAACCGUAAUGCCACCUGGGUUUAGGUUUCAUCCGACUGACGAAGAGCUCAUCACUUACUACCUCCUCAAGAAGGUUCUCGACUCCAGUUUCUCUUGUGCCGCCAUUUCUCAAGUUGAUCUCAACAAGUCUGAGCCUUGGGAGCUUCCUGAGAAAGCGAAAAUGGGGGAGAAAGAGUGGUACUUCUUCACGCUAAGGGAUCGAAAAUACCCGACGGGGCUGAGAACGAACAGAGCAACAGAAGCUGGUUACUGGAAAGCGACUGGCAAAGACAGAGAGAUCAAGAGCUCAAAGACAAACUCGCUCCUCGGGAUGAAGAAAACUCUUGUCUUUUACAAAGGCAGAGCUCCCAAAGGUGAAAAAAGCUGCUGGGUCAUGCAUGAGUAUCGCCUCGACGGCAAAUUCUCUUACCAUUACAUUACUUCCUCCGCUAAGGAUGAAUGGGUUCUCUCUAAAGUUUGUCUUAAAAGUGGCUUAGUCAACAGAGAGACGAAAUCGAUUUCUUCGUCUUCCGUCGCCGGUGUCACUGUCAAUGGCUCCUCGUCCACCGGAUCUGUAAUCGCUCCGAUUAUGGAUGCCUUUGCGACGGAGCACGUGUCCUGUUUCUCCAAUAACUCUGCUGCGAGCUUUCCUACGUACCUUCCAGCUCCACCACCGUCACUGCCACAUCAGCAGCCUCGCCGCAUCGCUGAUGACGACGUGGCCUUGUUCGGUCAGUUGAUGGAUCUGGGAGCUGCUUCUGGACAGUUCAACAUCGACGCAGCGUUUUUACCGAAUCUACCUUCGCUUCCUCCGACGGUUCUUGCUCCUCCUCCUCAUCAGGCAUUCGGAGUGUACGGUGGCUCAGCCGUGAGUUGCUGGCCGUUUGCUAUCUGA
Microthlaspi erraticum is the source of this 924-nucleotide messenger RNA. Lineage: Eukaryota; Viridiplantae; Streptophyta; Magnoliopsida; Brassicales; Brassicaceae. The record is from the annotation of a GenBank genome assembly.